Messenger RNA from Microthlaspi erraticum, 261 nucleotides. Lineage: Eukaryota; Viridiplantae; Streptophyta; Magnoliopsida; Brassicales; Brassicaceae. The record is from the annotation of a GenBank genome assembly.
AUGGUCGGGCGGUGGAUACUAUACUCUACAGGCGUAUGGGAUUUCAAAAUAGAUAAGUUUAGAAUGGGAAGGAGUAUAAAUUUGUCUUCUAUUGGAACUGUUGAGGGGCUGCGAGUGAGAAUCGCUCUCGUGUACGGUGUUGAUGCACCUUCUGUUUUCAUAGAGAUGUCCUACUGGAUUGAGGAUCCUAUUCCUGAGCUGAUGAGAUCUUCCCUAGAUCGGCCCUCUUCAGUUGAGGAUGGAAUGGUUUUGGAUGGAUGA